CUCCCUCUCUCUCCCCCUUCCUUUCCUCCCUUCCAAUCCCAUUCGGUAGUCUCAGCCUGGGCUUUUCGCAGGCGCGUUAUGAAAUGAGACUAUCCUACCGGAUUGGUGCGGCUGCACUUAUCAUCCUCGCCAUCAUCCUCAUUAAACGCCACCUCGAUCUCGUUCAGGAUGAUGCGCGCGUUCAGUCCGGCUGGAGUUUCAGCUCCUUCUCCGCCGAAUCUGCAGCGGAUGGCAGCAGCAGCAGCAGCAAUGUGAACAGUGGCAACGACGGGGCGUCGACUCCGAAGAACUCGAAACCAAUUCUUACCGGCAACGACAAGAGCAACAGCAAUGGCAAAACCAAAGGGUCCUCCGACGAUUCGGCCGUCUCUCGGCCGCUCUACGAAACCACUCCCAUUAUCGUUCCGAAUGAUCGCGUUAUCGUCAUGGCAAAAUUAUCCACCGAGGACACCAGCUGGGUGAGCAAUGAUCUAGCAGAAUGGCGCAACGUCAUUUAUACCGUCGACGACGUAACCGCAUCCCGACACACCCCCAAGAACAAAGGUCGCGAAUCCCUCGCCUACCUACAAUACAUCGUGGACCACUACGACGACCUCCCCAGCACGAUCGUCUUCAUCCACAGCCACAAAGACGGCUGGCCCGGAGCCUGGCACACCGACACCAUGGCCUACAGCAACGUGGAUUCCAUCCGAGCCUUACAGACCGACUUCGUGCAACGAAACGGCUACGUCAACCUCCGGUGCCAGCAGACGCCCGGCUGUCCCGAUGAGAUUCGUCCCUUCCGAGACCCCCCGCAAUUCGGAAAGACGGCAGAGCGCGUGUACGCGCAGGCAUGGGCGGAACUGUUCAACAACACCGACGUACCGGAAGUGGUUGGAGUAGCGUGCUGCUCGCAAUUCGCUGUGUCGAGGGAACAGGUCCUCAAGCGGCCAUUGGAGCAAUACACUUGGUUCUACGACUGGGUGUUGAAUACGGGGCUGUCGGAUGAUCUGAGUGCCCAUGUGAUGGAGUAUACAUGGCAUAUUAUUUUUGGGAAGGAUCCGGUCUACUGCCCCGACGCCUAUCAAUGCUACCAAGACGUCUACGGCAAUCCUUAUUUCUGGUGAUUUCCGUCUGAACUGUAAAGAAUACCCCCUCUUGUUUCUCAUGGCUUUGCGGGCUGCUUCAUUAUUUCCCUUUCUACAUUGUAAUCUUUUUUCUCUAUUUCAAUUUUGAUUUCCAUCUUUUGGCUCCGGAUCUGACGACUCACGUGCGUAACUUUGGUUGUUAUGCUUUGCUUGCUUUUU
Molecule: messenger RNA, 1286 nt
Organism: Aspergillus costaricaensis CBS 115574
Lineage: Eukaryota; Fungi; Ascomycota; Eurotiomycetes; Eurotiales; Aspergillaceae
Product: DUF3431 domain-containing protein
Exons: 3
Coding region: 84-1106 (340 amino acids)
Source: RefSeq, a predicted model, not a curated record